Messenger RNA from [Candida] anglica, 1509 nucleotides. The record is from the annotation of a GenBank genome assembly. Lineage: Eukaryota; Fungi; Ascomycota; Pichiomycetes; Serinales; Debaryomycetaceae.
AUGUCAUCUUCUGGUGUGCAGAGGUUCACUCCCUCAAGUGGCCUGGUUCUGCAGGAAUGUGAACAGUUCCCCAUAGUUGAUAAAGUUGAAGUGUUAGACAACAAUAAACCACAACUUGCGCGCGCAGAGGCUGGGAAUGGACCCAAUGAUCAUUACAAGUCCAAGUUGUCACCACUUAGGUACAAAAUCAGAAGUUAUUUUUUGCCAUGGAUCCGGAAGGAAACCGAAUUGCUAGCCUAUGUACAAGCAUCACUCAGAAACCCAUUCCUUGACAUAUACUUUGCAUGGACUGCGAAUUUAGCAUCUCAUACAUUUUACGUGUUGAUGCUCCCACUUCCAAUGUGGUUUGGAGCUAGCACCAUGGGGAGACACUUGGUCUGUGUCCUAGGGUUAGGGAUUUUCUUCACUGGCCAUUUCAAAGAUUAUCUUUGUCUUCCAAGACCAAGAUCUCCUCCACUUCAUAGAAUUACAAUGUCUUCUUAUACCACCCAGGAGUAUGGGUUCCCCCUGAGUCAUAGUGCCAAUGCUACCGCUGUUACUUUGGUUCUUUUCAUGACAGUCAUGACUUCAGACUAUACUUUAAUGGUUCGUUGGUCAUUAUAUUUUAUUUUCACCUUGUAUUAUGUUUCCUUAAUUUUCGGUAGAAUUUAUUGUGGAAUGCAUGGAUUUCUUGAUGUUUUCUUUGGUUCUCUUAUUGGAUGUUGUGUGUUUUUAUUUAGAGCAUAUCUUGGACCAUUAUGUGACGAAUGGCUCUUUCUGAGUAAAAGUGGACUUUCUCUCAUUAGUACUCCAUUGAUCAUUAUAUCGGGUUACCUUUUACUUAUCCAUUUCCAUGCUGAACCAGUAGAUGAUUGUCCAUGCUUUGAUGAUUCAGUAGCGUUUAUUGGAGUUCUUAUCGGUCUUGAUAUUUCUCAAUGGAUGUUUUACUUCACAGACCAUUUACUUAAUCAAAAUAACCAUGGUGAUCCACUUUUGAUUCCCUUCAAUUACACAGAACUUGGUCCAUUAAAGACGUUACUUAGAGUUGUUAUUGGGGUUGGUCUUGUUGCCACAUGGAAGGCAGUUUCUAAACCAAUUAUUUUCACUAUUCUUCCUCCAAUUUAUAAAGUUAUUGGAGUUUAUCUUCCAAGAAGAAACUUCGAAGCUACUGCAUUCACAGAAAAGACUACGAGACAAAUUAGAUCUCAAUCCUUGUCUAAUAUGAAUGAACAGGAACAUGGUACUGAAUUCCAUGGUUUCAUUAAUAAAAAUGAAAUUGGACCAGAAAAUGAUAUUGAUAUUUAUGAAAUUUUGGCAUAUGAGGAGGAAAAGAAAAAGAAAGGGCAACAAUCAAAUAAGGCAUCCUCUCCUGAUGUUGAACCAGAAACCACCAUCAGUGGUGUAUUUAGGCCUCGAUAUGAUGUGGAAAUUGUUGGUAGACUUAUAGUGUAUGCUGGUGUAGCUUUCAUGGCCCAAUGGGGAUUUGCACUUAGUACCGAGUUUUUGGGAUUGAACUGUCGAGAUUUGUAA